Dentiscutata erythropus is the source of this 1299-nucleotide messenger RNA. The record is from the annotation of a GenBank genome assembly. Lineage: Eukaryota; Fungi; Glomeromycota; Glomeromycetes; Diversisporales; Gigasporaceae.
AUGCCGAAGCACGAAUUCUUAACACCGAAAGCCAUCGCUAAUCGUAUAAAAGCUAAAGGUCUUCAAAAAUUAAAAUGGUAUUGCCAAAUGUGUCAAAAGCAAUGCCGUGACGAAAAUGGUUACCAAUGCCACAUUCGUUCUGAAUCUCAUCUUCGUCAAAUGGAUCUCUUGAAAGAGAAUCCUUCAAUGUAUAUGCAAGGUUAUUCUAAACAAUUUCAUGAUGACUUCAUCAAAUUGCUCUCCAGAAGAUGGGGUACUAAGAGAGUUCACGCAAAUCUUGUAUAUCAAGAAUAUAUCUCAGAUAGGCAUCAUGUACACAUGAACGGUACAAUUUGGGAUACUUUAACUGAUUUUGUAAAAUAUUUGGGUAGAGAAGGCACUUGUGCCGUUGAUGAGACACCAAAAGGUUGGUUUGUUAGUUGGAUUGAUAACAGUCCAAAGGCUUUGGCUAGACAGGAGGCAAUUCAGAAAAAAGAGCGAGCAGAAAAGGGCGAGGAAGAAAGGGCUCGCAAAUUAAUAGAGGAGCAAAUAGAGAGAGCUCAGAAGGAAUCUGAUGAUUUGGGUGUAGAAGAUGAAAAAUUUACGGAACUCAAACGAAGCAAUGAAGAAGAUAAGAUAAAACUCAACAUUUCUUUAGUAAAAUCAGAAUCUUCCAUUUCGUCUUCUACCGUUAAAACCGAUUCAUCUACCACAUCAACUCCUUCUACUAAUGGUUCCACUCACACUAGCAUCUCAUUUAAUAAACCUACUUCCCAAAAAAUGUCCCUUAGUGCUUUAGCAAAAAAAUCCGGUUCUUUAAAUAUGGAGAGAAAGAAAAGGAAGGAAAGCCUGAAUGAAAAUGGUAACAAAAGAAAAGAUAAUCAGAGUAGAGAAAAGGAAAGGAAUUAUAAAGAUAGAGAAUAUAAUGAAAGGAGAGGAGAGAAAGAAAGUCUGAAUGAAAAGGAAAGGAAUUAUAAAGAUAGAGACUAUAAUGAAAGGAGAGGAGAGAAAGAAAGUCUGAAUGAAAAGGAAAGGAAUUAUAAAGAUAGAGAAUAUAAUGAAAGGAGAGGAGAGAAAGAAAGUCUGAAUGAAAAUGGGAACAAAAGAAAAGAUGAUCAUAACAGAGAAAGAGAAAGAAAUCAUAAAGAUAGAGAAUAUAAUGAAAGGAGAGGGGAAAAGGAAAGUCUGAAUGAGAAUGGGAACAAAAGAAAAGAUGAUCAUAGCAGAGAAAGGGAAAGGAAUCAUAGAGAAUAUAAUGAAAGGAGAGGAGAUAGGGAUAGAUCAUAUGAUCGAGAGUCAAAAAGAGCACGCAGAUAUUAG